Messenger RNA from Musca vetustissima, 2037 nucleotides. RefSeq names its product membrane metallo-endopeptidase-like 1. NCBI's taxonomy places the organism in Eukaryota, Metazoa, Arthropoda, Insecta, Diptera, Muscidae. The coding region runs from base 1 to 2037 and encodes 678 amino acids. Gene Ontology annotation, cellular component: plasma membrane. The transcript has a single exon. Gene Ontology annotation, molecular function: metalloendopeptidase activity. Gene Ontology annotation, biological process: protein processing. The record is from RefSeq and is a predicted model, not a curated record.
AUGACACAAAUUGUUGGCGGCCAAGGUAUCGUGGUCAUACCCUGGGUCUGGAGACUUUUGCUGUUAUGGUCAGUUUCAAGGCAAUUUUUCGCUGCAGCCGAACCAGUGGCGGCCGUCACAUUUGAUGAACGACGUCUACAACAAAUUUCCGAGAGUAUGAAUCCCAAACUCAAAGCCUGUGGUGAUUUUUACAGUUAUGCCUGUGACAAUUGGCAGGGUCCGGAAAUGAUAAAAAUUCUGGAGGAAAGGAUACAAACGGAAACUAUGCUGGUACUUGAGCUGUUAUACAAAGCAGGUGAACCCAAGUUUCUACGGGAGUUAUAUCAAUACUAUGUGGCCUAUGCGGAGGUGGAAAAUCCUCAACCUUUGGAAUAUGCGAAAUGGUUGUGGGUCUAUGAAAAUAUGCAAUGGCCGUUUUUGGAAAAUAAAACUUCGAGUGUGGCAAGGGUAGAAGGACCUAAAAGGAAUAUAGAAUGGUUGGAAUUAUUGGCUAAAUUGCGACAAUUUGGUUUCAAUGAUUUGUUUUUCCAUGAGAAUAUCCGCAAAAGUAAGGAAGACCCUUAUAAAGGCAUUAUAGAGCUACGUAUCCCAGAUCUUUCGUAUUUAUAUGAUUUCGAACAGCAAGUUUAUAUUUUGGGAGAUUUGGUGGAGGAAAGUCUAGUGGAUCAAUUGGCUACAUUUCAAGCGGAAUUAUCGAAAUUUACCUUGGAAUUAAUACAGACAGAGGAAAGCGACAAUUUCAAUUAUCGUUAUUUAAAUAUGGAAGAGUCUAACCAUCACCACGAUGAGGGUAAAUUGAUGACCCUUAAAGAUCUGCAUAUGCCAUGGCUAAAUCAAUAUUUGCAAAUCCUACUAAAACAGAAUUCCCUGGAUCCCAAUAUGCAGAUUCAGGUGCAAAGUUUGAAAUAUUUAAAACGGAUUUAUAACGUCUUGAGUCGUUACGACAAUGAAAUGCUUUGCAAUUAUAUUCAAGUGAAAUUUUUAAUAUCCCUAAUGAAGGAUGAUCGAAUUCACUAUAAAAUGGAUGUGGUGAAAAAUAUUCGGAAAGAGUUUCCCUUGGUGCUACAAUGGAUUCAUGGCCAAAUACAUGAAGAUCUUGAAAAAGAGGUGGGAAAAAUUCGAAAUCUCUUCAUCAAUUUGAAAGAAAAUUUCAAGAAAAAUUUACAAUCAAAGGCUUUGGCAACCUCGCUUGUGGAAUAUAUUUUGAGGAAAUUAAACACCUUGGAUUUAUUGAUUUUCGAUAAAUCCGCCCAGGAAUUGGAAUAUUAUUAUGAGCAUUUAAACUUCGUCAGCUCGGAAUAUUAUGGUAACCGUCUGCGUUUGAACCGUUUUAAAUUCCGCACCCAACACUCAACAUUGCAGAAUGUUUACGCUCGCAAAUCUCCAGAGUAUUUGGAUUUUAGACCCACCUCAAACACCAAUAAAAAUGGUUAUCCCUACCCUCUGCCCCUACUCUAUCCAAGAUUGAAUAUUAUUUACUUACCGCUAACCCUGCUACAAGAACCAUUCUAUGACAGCCAUAUGGGUGACCUCUUCAGUUAUAGUACCCUCGGCUAUCUGCUGGCUCAUGAAAUUACCAAAGCAUUUGAUUCCCAACACCUGACAAUUGAUGCUAAUGGCGUGGUCCAAACCAGCAUACCUGGCCUCCGAACAACUUCCACAAAUAAUGAAGACGAAAAUGAUGACGAUGACGACGACGGUGAUGAUUUUUCCAAAGAUCCUGUAAUUGAUGAUUUGGCUGGCUUAAAUUUGGCCUAUUCCACCUUUGCCAAACAUCAUGCCAUGCAAUUGCCCCAAAUGGUUACGCUAAGCAACAAAGCCAUUUCCAUGGAAAAGGUGUUCUUCCUUAAUUAUGCCCAGAUAUUUUGUUCAUCAUUUUGUGGUUUCCAUCCAAUGGCAGAUUUUCAUAGCUAUGAUGCCUGUGCUCGUGUCAACACUCCGGUGCGUCAUUCGACAGUGUUUAGGCAGGCAUUUACUUGUGGUGCCCUGUCGGAGGAAGAUGUGGCGGAAUUUUCAUUGUUACCCAAAGCAAACUAA